CCCCCGCCGCUCGUCCCCGCCGCGGCCGCGCCGCCUGCAGCAGCAGCAGCUGCUCCUCCCUGGCGGCUGCCCCCCGCGGGUCCCUCCCUGGCUGCCGGAGACUCGGAGAUAGAGGGAGGACACUGCCGUGCCACCCGCACCAGAGACCUUCGCCUCGCCCUGUCGGUCCUCACCCUCUGGUAGGAACAUGGAUAAUCUCAGUGAUACCUUAAAGAAAUUGAAGAUAACAGCUGUUGACAGGACUGAAGAUAGUUUGGAAGGAUGCUUGGAUUGUCUGCUUCAAGCCCUGGCUCAAAACAAUAUGGAAACAAGUGAAAAAAUGCAAGGAAGUGGAAUACUUCAAGUGUUUGCAAGUCUUUUGACUCCACAGUCUUCCUGUACAGCCAAAGUMGCUAACAUCAUAGCAGAAGUAGCCAAAAAUGAAUUCAUGCGAAUUCCAUGUGUUGAUGCUGGAUUGAUUUCACCACUGGUACAGCUGCUAAAUAGCAAAGACCAGGAAGUACUGCUGCAAACUGGCAGGGCUCUAGGAAACAUAUGUUACGAUAGCCAUGAGGGCAGAAGUGCAGUUGACCAAGCAGGUGGUGCACAGAUUGUAAUUGACCAUUUAAGGUCACUGUGCAGUAUAACAGAUCCCGCCAAUGAGAAGCUCUUGACUGUCUUUUGUGGCAUGCUGAUGAACUAUAGCAAUGAGAAUGAUUCCCUUCAGGCUCAGCUUAUCAAUAUGGGUGUUAUCCCUACCUUAGUGAAAUUACUGGGCAUCCACUGCCACAAUGCGGCUCUUACAGAAAUGUGUCUUGUUGCAUUUGGUAAUUUAGCAGAACUUGAGUCAAGUAAAGAACAGUUUGCUAGUACCAAUAUUGCUGAAGAGCUAGUAAAACUCUUCAAGAAACAAAUAGAACAUGAUAAGAGAGAAAUGAUUUUUGAAGUUCUUGCUCCAUUGGCAGAAAAUGAUGCUAUUAAACUACAACUGGUUGAAGCAGGCCUUGUUGAGUGCCUCCUAGAGAUUGUGCAGCAGAAGGUGGAUAGUGACAAGGAGGAUGACAUUGCUGAGCUCAAGACUGCUUCAGAUCUAAUGGUGUUAUUACUUCUUGGAGAUGAAUCCAUGCAGAAACUAUUUGAAGGAGGAAAAGGCAACGUGUUCCAAAGGGUGCUUUCUUGGAUUCCAUCGAAUAACCACCAGCUACAGCUUGCUGGAGCAUUGGCAAUUGCAAAUUUUGCCAGAAAUGAUGGAAAUUGUAUUCAUAUGGUAGACAAUGGAAUUGUAGAAAAACUUAUGGAUUUACUGGACAGACAUGUAGAAGAUGGAAAUGUCACUGUACAGCAUGCAGCACUAAGUGCCCUCAGAAAUCUGGCUAUUCCAGUGGUAAAUAAAGCAAAGAUGUUAUCAGCUGGAGUCACAGAGACAGUUUUGAAAUUCCUUAAAUCUGAAAUGCCCCCAGUUCAGUUCAAACUUCUGGGAACAUUAAGAAUGUUAAUAGAUGCACAAGCAGAAGCUGCUGAACAACUGGGAAGAAAUGUUAAGCUAGUGGAACGUUUGGUAGAAUGGUGUGAAGCCAAAGAUCAUGCUGGUGUGAUGGGAGAGUCGAACAGACUGCUCUCUGCCCUCAUACGCCACAGUAAAUCAAAAGAUGUAAUUAAAGCCAUUGUACAGAGUGGUGGCAUCAAGCAUCUAGUUACCAUGGCAACUAGUGAACAUGUAAUAAUGCAGAAUGAAGCCCUUGUUGCUUUGGCAUUAAUAGCAGCUUUAGAAUUGGGAACUGCUGAAAAAGAUCUAGAAAGUGCUAAGCUUGUACAGAUUUUACACAGACUGCUAGCAGAUGAGAGAAGUGCUCCUGAAAUCAAAUAUAAUUCAAUGGUCUUGAUCUGUGCUCUCAUGGGAUCUGAAUCUCUACACAAGGAAGUGCAGGAUUUGGCCUUUCUAGAUGUUGUAUCCAAACUUCGCAGUCAUGAGAACAAAAGUGUUGCCCAACAGGCCUCCCUAACAGAGCAGAGACUCACAGUGGAAAGCUGAGAACUGCCUCUCCCUGACACGCGGCACCAUCCCAUCUAAUUUCCCCUUUGUCCUCCAUCCAGCUGCCUCUUCCACUUCAUUCUCUACCACAUCACUUGUGCAUGCGUGUAAUGUUCCAAUAUCAAUUGAAGAACUGCUGUAGGUACCUGCCUAAUAAGAUUUCUAAACCCAUAGUUAGUGUGAACAUGACUGUCAAAACAAGUCUCCACCCAUAACUGUUCUCUUGUAUUCCUGUUGCUUGAGCUACAUUAAGUAGAAUGUGCAUGUUGUAGUCCUAUGAUGAUGUAAACUUGGUACAACAUAAUGACUUGCUCCUCACAUGCAGUAAACCACAUAAUAACGUACUGGUAAAUUAGAAACAAAGAAUGCAGCAGGAUCUGUCUAGCUUGAAGAUGAAAUUGAAUAGUAAAAAAAAAGUAGCUCCAUUUCUCUUUUUUUUUUUUUUGGGGGGGGGGGGUACUUGGAAAGCACAAUGACCAAAACAAACUGUAUGGCUGCUCCUUGGUUAGUCCUACCUACUAAUGUCAAUCCCAUGGUACCUAGAGUUAAAUAAAAUUCCAGUGCUCACUCUUUAUCCUAUGAUUUUUCCUGUUCCUAACUGUGUAGACUACUGAAAACUGCUAUAACCUUGGCAAGACUUCUGAGGUUUCUGAUUGAUUCCAUAUUUAAUUGACAGUCAUCAAUAGCCUAAUAUUGAAAACAGUUGUAGUUUUCAGUGUGGUUAACACUAAGAGGUUAAAGAAUCCCUUUUUUGAGUUUUGCCUGUGGCACCUUAGAUUCUGAUAUAUGUGUAGUUUCAUCUCAGAACUCCUUCCAUCACUUAAUCGGCAUUGUUAACAUUUGUCUUUAAAAGCCAUUGGCAUUUGUUUUCAACUGAGGAAAAUUGAGUAUAGCACAUUUAAGAAUGUAUUUUUUCUGUCUUUCAUCAUUCAGGUUGAAAGCAAGAAGUUCAUCUUUCAUAGUCCUUUUUAAGCCUUAUAGUGAGACAUAGGAGGAAAGAUGAAGAAAAUAAGCUUGUCUAGACUAAAGAAAGGAAGGCAGGUUAUAAAAGCCAUAGUAGUCAGUCCAGUACAUCCUGCAGGUGGCCUCAUACUAAUCACUAUUCGGGUUUCCCACUCCACUUUCCCUCUGAGAACUACAGUAAUCUUAUAGGCUGUAAGAAAGCCAAGACUUGAGAAGAACCCCUUGGCAAAAUAUAGUGUACUCUUCACUGCCAAUACACUAUGGGUUUUUAGAGCUUUGACACACGAUCUUUGUAAAUUAAUCAGAAUGUCCCUGUGACCCAUCUGCCUUCUCCCCAUACCCAGGUUUGACCACUACUGGCCUACAAGGGAGGCUGGGCUUCACUCCAGGACUGCAAGGCAGCAGAAAAGGGCUGCCAAGGAGGGGACAGGAGUUCCUUCCUCUCUACCUGAGAUGCCCAUCUCUGUGUGAUCUAAGUUGGACUUUUGACUCAUACAGCUGUAAUUCAAGAAUGUUAAAACCCUAAUGAAGAACCUUUUGAUUGUUCCCUUUGAUAUCUAACUCUAAGGGACUAUUGUGAGUGCUUAUGCUACACUUUCUGUAAGAAUGAUCUUGUAUUUAUUGUUGUUCUCCUGGGCUGGAUAGUGGACUCUAUUUUGUUAGGUUUUGAAAGACAUCUGUAAUGUUACAUAAUAGACUAUCCAUAUUAAUAACUUAAUAAAUAGUGUAUCAAACUAUAA
This is a messenger RNA of Urocitellus parryii (Arctic ground squirrel), 3714 nucleotides long. It is a transcript of the gene Rap1gds1, whose product is annotated as Rap1 GTPase-GDP dissociation stimulator 1. The record is from RefSeq and is a predicted model, not a curated record. Gene Ontology annotation, biological process: positive regulation of GTPase activity. Gene Ontology annotation, molecular function: guanyl-nucleotide exchange factor activity; protein binding. Lineage: Eukaryota; Metazoa; Chordata; Mammalia; Rodentia; Sciuridae.